AUGAAUGAUGCACGUAAGCGGUCACCGCAUGAUUUUGUGUUCAAGCAAGAAUUGGGACAUGGUUCCUACUCGACGGUCUACAAGGCAGUGGAUAGAACCAAUGCUAAUCGAGUGUAUGCGAUUAAAGUGUGCUCGAAACAACAUAUUAUCAAGGAAAAAAAGGUCAAGUACGUUACGAUCGAAAAGAAUACGCUGAACUUGCUUACAAGGGCUAGACAUCCGGGAAUCGUGAAGUUACAUUAUACUUUCCAUGAUGAGGAGAAUUUAUACUUCGUGCUGGACUAUGCCCCUGGUGGUGAACUAUUAUCUCUACUGCAUAGGAUGAAAACGUUUAGUGAAAUGUGGGCUUGUCAUUUUACUUGUCAAUUGAUUGACUCUAUGCAGUUUUUGCACUCACAGGGAAUUAUUCAUCGAGAUUUGAAACCGGAGAACUUGCUGUUGAACAAUGAGGGUCGACUGAUGAUUACAGAUUUUGGCACUGCAACUGGUACAGACUCUAGAGGGUCUUCUUUUGUCGGUACGGCCGAAUACGUGUCUCCGGAGCUGCUUCUGCAUAACCAAUGCGAUGUGAGUUCGGAUAUUUGGGCUCUGGGAUGCAUGAUCUACCAAUUUUUACAGGGAUCGCCACCAUUCAGAGGAGAGAACGAGUUACAAACGUUUGAAAAGACUGUUUCGUUGGACUAUCCAUGGAAUAAUCCUCAAGUGACCCCCAAAGGUAUAAACCCCGUUGUUGUUGAUCUUACAAGAAGAAUCCUAGUGCUUGACCCUUCUGUGCGCCCCACUUUGCAACAAAUUAAGCUCCAUAAGUGGUUUGAGUUAGUCGAUUGGAAUAAUAAGGAAUUACUGUGGAGAGGAAUAUGGCAAAUUCAACAGGCCGUACCGAGAUCACCUCACCAAAUGAUUUCCAAUAGGCAACUGCAUGUCAUAGACACACCAAUAAGAAAUAUACCGAUUACCAAGCAAAAGAAGAGGAAACCUGCAAAGGUCUCCAACACGACAAGUAGCAUCGUCGAAUGGAGGAAAAACUGGGCAUGCUCGGGAGUAGAUCCUUUGACACCUUCGGACUCACCAACUCAAGGGUACACGCCACUAAAUAAUCGUCCAUCUUCACCUGCAUUUAUACAGCCCACUGUCAGAUCAGCUCCUGUGUCACACCAUCCACCGAUACACAAAUCGCCGGUACGGAAAUCAUCAUCAUCAUCAUUACCUCGUUUGAUGGUCGACACUCAAAAAAGUGCAAAUGGGAUACCGUCCAUCAACUCAUCACCGAUUGAUAUGCCCAUCAAUACUGUUAGCAAAGCAAUUGUGGCACACGAUAACUUCGCUUUGAAACAGGAUUGUGUUAUUAUCUAUGAAAUACCGUACUAUCUACAAGGACCAGAAAUGUCAUUGAAGAGUUAUAACAGGGUCGACAAUGAUCUGAUAACGCAGUUGGUUCAAGAACAUGACGUUGAAUUGAGAUCGCGGCUCGUUAGUUUCUUAACACUAUUCAAGGACGGAACUCUGUCGUAUAGAACUGAGAGCAGUUCAAGACACAUAAUAAACAUUGGUGAUCCCAAUUUGUCAAUGUACGAUUUCGAUUUUAAUCAGGAAAAAGGUACGGGGUUCUUGAUUUUGGAAAGGUAUAGGAACAAGAUAUGGUUUAUUUCGAUUCCAUCGAAAAAACAAACUCCAGUAGGGUCUAUAAAGAACAAAGAUGAGUCCUGGGUUGCAUGUUUUUUUAGAGCUCGACAAUUGAUGGAAGACCAAAAAAGUUUAAGUGAUAAAGUUGCGGGCAUCAAACUAACUGAACCUAUUAAAACUACUAGACCCAUAAGCAGUAAGGCACAAAGAAAUGCAUCAUCGCCCGUUCUGGGUUCUAAAAGUCAACAACAGAGAAAAGCUAGCGCUUCGCGAUCACCGGCGACUUCGCCAGUACUGGUGCAGUCGCCUACGAUGAAACGAUAUGCAGCACCACAAAAUAUGGUAAUAAGUAGUAGUCGUUACGAAGUGUUACAUUCAUUGAGGCCAAACAGUGCCAAUGAUGACGCCAGCAGUGGCGCUAGCGCAGCAUUCAAGAAUUUGCAAAAGAGAAAGGCUAAAUAA
Messenger RNA from Torulaspora delbrueckii, 2085 nucleotides. It is a transcript of the gene PKH3, whose product is annotated as protein kinase PKH3. The record is from RefSeq and is a predicted model, not a curated record. The coding region runs from base 1 to 2085 and encodes 694 amino acids. NCBI's taxonomy places the organism in Eukaryota, Fungi, Ascomycota, Saccharomycetes, Saccharomycetales, Saccharomycetaceae. Gene Ontology annotation, molecular function: protein serine/threonine kinase activity; ATP binding. The transcript has a single exon. Gene Ontology annotation, biological process: intracellular signal transduction; peptidyl-serine phosphorylation.